Oryzias melastigma (Indian medaka) is the source of this 6427-nucleotide messenger RNA. RefSeq names its product mex-3 RNA binding family member A (gene mex3a). Bases 289 to 1836 code for a protein of 515 amino acids. Gene Ontology annotation, molecular function: RNA binding. The transcript is spliced from 2 exons. The record is from RefSeq and is a predicted model, not a curated record. Lineage: Eukaryota; Metazoa; Chordata; Actinopteri; Beloniformes; Adrianichthyidae.
CGGACUGCUCCGCCGCGAGGGCGGCUGGCGUUUUUUUGUCCGCGCGCGGCGCGGGGAGCGGCGGAACCCAGACUGGGUGGAGCGACGCUUCGCCCAGCCCCCUCCACGGCGCAGACAGCCCCGCGUCCCGGAGAGAGACUACUGUAGCGGGAGUCUGGAGGGGGGGGCGGGCUAUGGGAGGGACUAGCGCAGAGAAAGGGAGGUGGGGGUGUGGAAGGAGGAGGCGGCACGGGUGCUGUUUCUCCAGUCUCUUUCCCUGUCUUUGUCUCACACACUCUUUUGUUAGCCAUGCCUAGCCUGCUGGUUCUAGCAGGGAUCAUGGAGAAAAAUGGGGGCUUCGGCGGGGAUCUGGCCGGCUCCGGCUUCGGCGGCGAGGGCCUCCUCGUGCCGCCCGACGAGGAGGAGGACGACUCCCGCGCCCUCCGGGUCGCGCUGGGCCAGCUGUCGCUGCUGGGGCUCGGGGAAGGCGAGGACGGCGGCGGAGCCCCAACAACAGGAGUGCAGGACCGGAGCAACAACAACAACAACAACCACCACCACCACCACAACCACAGCAACAGCGGCGGCGGGGACGCGGCCAUCCUGCAGGGGAAGAGCAAGUUGUGCGCCCUGUACGAGAGCGGCUCCGCCGGCGAGACGAAGGGACGCGGCUGCAACAUCACGGAAUGCGUCCCGGUGCCGAGCUCCGAACAUGUGGCCGAGAUAGUGGGCAGACAAGGCUGCAAGAUCAAAGCACUGCGAGCCAAGACUAACACCUACAUCAAGACGCCGGUCCGGGGGGAGGAGCCUGUCUUCCUAAUAACGGGCCGGAAGGAGGACGUGGCCCUGGCCCGCAGAGAAAUCAUCUCGGCCGCUGAGCACUUCUCCAUGCUCCGGGCAUCCCGAAACAAGCUGGGGGUGUCCUUCAGCGGCUCCCCGCCCACGCCGCUCCCGGGUCAGACCACCAUUCAGGUGAGAGUGCCAUACCGGGUGGUGGGGCUGGUGGUGGGCCCCAAAGGCUCCACCAUCAAACGCAUCCAGCAGCAGACCUGCACCUACAUCGUUACCCCCAGCCGGGACCGCGACCCCGUCUUUGAGAUCACCGGGUCGCCUAGCAACGCGGAGCGGGCCCGCGAGGAGAUCGAGGCCCACAUCGCCUUCCGAACGGGCGGCCUGCACGACCACAACAACGAGAACGACUGUCUGGGGCCGAACGGCGGGAGCAGCCCGGCGAGCAGCGGCGGGCUGGAGAGCCGGCUCCAGCAGGUGUGGGGGCUGCAGGGGGGUCAGCGCAAACCCCUGACCAGCAACUACCGCCAGAACUUCUCGGAUGCCAUGGUUGGAGGCGGGGGUGGGGGAGACUACAGCAAGGGCAGCUUCUCCAGCCCGGGGGAGAAAACUUGCUCCUACUUCGGGUCUGAGGGCACGCAGAGCUGGGGCGACCCCGACUACCCCAAACAGGUGGCCUUCUACGCCCAGCAGCGCUCCAAGAGCUUCGGGGGCCUCCCGCUGCCCCUGACCAGACUGUCCCCCGGCCUGCCCGAGCCCUGCGGGGGCAGCACCACCAACAGCUCCUCGGUAGUGUCCGGCUCACCUCACGCCCAGGCCCGCCGCGCCCACAGCGAGCCCACCUCGGCGGGCGAGGGCUUCCCCGGCCGGAUGCCGGUGCCGGACUCGCCCCCGGCCGGCGUGCGGGACUGCAUGACCUGCUUCGAGAGCAAGGUGACGGCUGCCCUGGUGCCCUGCGGCCACAACCUGUUCUGCAUGGAAUGCGCCAUCCGAAUCUGCGAGCUGAACCACCCCGAGUGCCCGGUGUGCCACACCCAGGUCACUCAGGCCAUCCGGAUAUUCUCCUAAGGAACCGCCCCGUUUUUACUCUCAGUUUGUCAGUGUUUCUCCAGCGAUGAGUUCCUCUUCUUAUGAUUAUUACUAUUCUACACCUUUGUUUUCAGAAAAUUUUAAACCAAUCAAGCAGAUAUUUUAGAAGGCCCUGCUUGCUUUACUAAAAAGUCUAAGAAAUAUUUUUAAGUUUUCCUUUUUUAUAUAUAUACAUAUAUAUGCAUAUAUAUUUUAUAAAAAUUUUGUUUAUAAGAGACGUAUAGAACCUUGCUUUUUGAGUUUUUGACUGCUGCUGUUUUUCAUUCAUGAAUCACAGAGUGGGCACACAGUAAUGUGAACCUUUUUAUGAUCCGAUCUUUGGGUUGACGCUGAAGCUGGAGGACGCUUGUCGAGGACUGACCCCGAAGGACAAAGGAACAAAAAAAUGCACCUUACAAUCAUCUCGGCGUAAAACAGGAUUGAAUUGCGGCGCGGUUCUGGACUCUGGUGUCGUUGUGAAGCAAACAAAAGGCUGAAUGUGGGUUUGUGGGGAGCCGGCGGAGGUUAAACGCUGCCUUCCUGUCGCGGCCUCGGCAGGUCCCGGCUUCUCGGUGGAGGGGGGGGUGGGCACGUGGGUCCGAGCAUUGAUUUCACUUGUGAGGCCAAAAAGGCCCUGGAGCCGGUCCAGCUGGCCCGCCGCUCAAUGUCCCGCCUGGUCACUCGGCCACAAAGCGCUCCUGAGCGGCGUUUUGUGAGGGCGCCGCCGCCCUGCCGCAAUUAGCAGAUCUGUACAGGAGCAGGUGUUUCACGGCGCACGCUGACCCCCUGAGCUGGGGGCCUCAGCCCCCUUUUCUUUCCCAUUUUCAGUCUGGGAGGGGUUCUUUUGCGUCUGCUGCUGCUCGGGGGGGGCUUUGUCUGGGCCCGGUAGUGGCGUGGGGGCUGCGGAGCUCCGACACGGCCUGGAUCCGCUCAUUCACAAUUAGGCAAAUGGGUCGGUCCAGGUGCGGGCCGUGUAUGCCUGUGUGUUUGCAGGGAGGGGGGCGGCUGGGCAAGCGGGACCCCCAUUCUCUAUCCUUUGCCUCCCCCACUUUUUCUUCUUUUCUAGCUCAACUGGGGGGAAAAAAGAAGAGGGGGGGUCUCUUUUGUCCCCAAAUGCACCACAGACUGGAAGCUGGCAAAAAUAUUCAUGUUACCUGGUUAGACUUUGAUCACGUCAGGAUCACAUGAUCAGAUGAGCAACCCCCCCACAUCGCCCCCUCGACUGAAAUGAAAUCAGACGAUUGUGAUUGACAGGAGAUCCGAGGAAACGCCCCGUUUAAGCAGAAUCGAAUUACACACCCCCUGCGCCCCAGCCCAGCCAGGGGGGAGGGGGUGCUGCAAGAGUGGGGGUAAGGAUUAGAGCUGUUGAAUGAUAGUGCAGGGGGGGUUAAAGGAAAAAAAAUAAUGAGACUCUGCAGACCGAGCCACUCCAUUGACGGUCUUUCAGGAGCUGCUGUCACAUGGUGGCCAUGCAUGGUGCCCCCCUCCCCCCUAUAGGUGUGACACUGUAGAAGAGGAUGGGGGGAGGGGGGAUGCACAUUUUUGGCCAAUGCUUGUUUUGUUUUUUUACAUUUUUUUUAAUAUAAUUUUUUUUGUUGCCUUAACGUUUUUUAUCGUAGCAUCUUUGAUGGAAGCGUUCCCAAGAAACACGAAAUAAAAGCAGUUAUUUUUGGAUAAAGAAGAAUGUGAAUCAAGCCGUUUCAGGUGGGGAGGGGGGUGGGCCUUCAGGAUUUUUAGGCUCCUUUCAAAACAACACAUUACUUCUGAUCGAAACUAGAAAACGAAGCACCUUAUUUAAAACGAAAACACAUUUUGAUGGAAACCAAACCGACCCGUGAUGGUGAAAGAGAACUCAAAUCUGACAGACGUGCACAUAAGGAUUCCCUAUCAUUUUGUUGGUUUGAUGCUGGUUCUGAGGCGGUCCGGUGACGAGGACGUUUAUGGGAGAAGUCCUCCUUGUAAAUACAGUUGGGAGGAGGCGCACAGACCCGCUGAAGCGAGGGGUAUUUUCACAGGAGGAGGGGGUAGAUCUUUUAUAAACCCUCCUCCGUUAUAGUAUAUCAGAUAGAUCCAUACGUGUUGAUAAAUAUUAUUUUACCUCCAUCCAAAUAUAGAGAUAAGUUUACCAGACUCUAAUAAAGAUCCUUAUAUGAACCAUCCCAUCUGUAAAUGUUUAUUAGCGUUUUCCCAACAGAAAGAAACGGCUUUUAUUUAUCAGACGAAAAGCAAUAAUCCGCCUGCUUACUCAGCAUUUUUUUAUUUUUAUGUUUUAAACAGUCUUACAUUGCGCAUCAAUCACAAACUUGAGGAUUACUUCUGGGUUUUUGAGGACGCUGUUCUUUGGAAUUUUUCCACAAUCAUCCUUAAUCAUGUUUGUUUGUUUGUUUUGCACCGCCUGGUUUUCUUUUCUUUGAAAAGGAAAAAGUAGCCAAAGAACAAAAAAAAAAGAAGAGUUUAUGAACUCGAUAAAGUCCGAUCCGUCAAAUUCCAUCCUGGCACUUUGGUUCGUAAGUCUUAAGUUUAACUGCAUGUUAGUGAAAUAUAGUAACAUAGGUAAGAUUUAUCGGAAACGUUAAGAUCGCCUAAAGAUUUGUACAAAAGCUUUAAGACUUUAAAGUGAACAUUGGUUUGAAACCACAUAUUUACAGUGUAGUUUAACUGAUCCAUAUUAUUAUUAUUAUUAUUAUGAUGACUCCUAAGAGUAUGCUAAGUCUUGUUGUCCAGCAGCAGCUACUUUGAGGGCGGGGCGACUCAUUCUUGUUAGUAUUAUUUACAAUAUUGUAUUAAUCUUACUAUUACAGUAGAUGUUUUUCCUUCUCUUAAUAUCCAAAAGCUCUUUUUAUGCAUUUUAUGUAGAAUCCCUUUUAAAGGAGUGAUAGGAAAUCCUUAUUUUCAAUGGAUGCACUUAAGCAAACGUACCAACAUGUCACAAAUAGAAAGAAGCAAUGCAUUUGAAUGUAAAGAGACACAGCUGAAAGGGGGGGGCGGCCCCUCUGCUCCCCCUUCUGUCGAUUUCUAUACGUCAGCUUUAAGUUUGUUUGUUUGUUUGUCUUUUUUUAGGAAAGAAUUUGCAACGAGUUUUCAACUUAGUCUAUAUUUGAGUUCUUCCGCAUACAUUUAUAGAAAGUAACUUAAAAAUGAAUAAAAAAAACAUAUUACAGUUUCUCUAAUCUAUUUUGCUAACAUGGGCUAUUAUUUCAUAGAAAGCAGAGGAAAAAAGAAGUCAGUAUCUGGAUGUUAUUUAUGAAAAAUAAAAAAAAUGAAGCAACAUAUUUAUGGGUAACCUUGAGACGUUUUGUUUUUUAAUUAAAAUGACAAGAAGUUAAUAUAUUUCUAAACACAGGAAGUCAGUUUCUACUAAAAUGAGAAGUUUUAUUUAUGAAAGUUAUGGAAACUUUUUUCCGAACGAGUCUCUUAUAGCUGAAAUUUUAACUUCAGACGUGCGUCGCCUCAACAUCUGUGCGUCCCGCGCGGAAUAAUGACAGAAAAUAAUAGAAUAUUUUUUAGGAUUUGGAGAUAUUUUAGUCACAGAGCUUGGAUUUUGUGCCUCAAUUCUCUAUUUUUCUUGCAUCAGCAUGGUUUUCAGUGCUGCUUGCUGUAAACCCCUCGUCCCCCUCGUUAACUGACUGACUGACUGAAACUCAUCGCUCAUUUCCUCUGUAAUCUAAACUCACUUUUUCUUCUAGAAAUGUUAGAGAACUGCUUGGAAUGGAUGAGGCAGCCGUGACCCUCCGUCCGUCCGGCCGUUAGGGCUGCACAUUCCCUGAACACUCACUCCACCUCUACAUCCGCCAUCGCUCCCAUCGAUCUGCCGAUCGGUGAGUGCCAUCGCCCGAUCGGCGCUCGAUGGGCGCGCGCUGUAGAUCUAUGUAACUAGACGCACACACAGACACACACAGCAGAUUCAUUACCGUGGUAGUUUGCAUGUAUGUUGUAUGGUCACUUAGACCGGAGGGGCGGCGCCGGAGGGCCCGGUCCGCCUCUCCGCUGUAGAUUUUCAUAGUUGGAGUCUCUAGAGUUUGAGCCAGACCACCUCAGCCCCACGCAGAGGCCCGACCCGCUGGUGCCGUUUGGCUCUGGCGGCGCUGGUUCUUCCUGAGAGGCCGAUACAGUCCGACAGUUUGUCUUUGGUAGCGUUUCCAAUUUUUCCGGCACAGUGGAGGUGUUUCAUACCGGUCUGAAGAUAGUGCUCGUAGUGCGUUAGUUUCUGGUUUCUCUGUGAGCAGUGAAGGAGGGUCGCUGCUGCGGCCCUGAGCCAACACUCUGAUGGAUGGGCAAAAAAAGCUCGACAAAAAACAACAAAAAAAAGACAAAAUAAACAAGAAAAAGGAAAAAAAAAAAGGCAUAAGAAGUGUUUGAACUCUGUCACAGUGUGCCGUGCCCUUUAUGAGGCAUGUGAUAUUGCAGGUUUAUUUCUUAUAGCACACUUUUUUUUGGUGAAUUACAUUUUUUGGAGACAUUUUUAUUAUUAUUAAUAUUAUUAUUAUUGUAUCUGCUCCAUGUUAGUUCUGGUUCUUUGUUAUUUUUUCAAGAUUGAAGAUGUAUUGUAAAUGUUUCUAAUAAAAUGGAAAUGAAAUGAUCUCCAGCUGAA